CGCGCUUAACUUGAGUCGUGCGUGUUUUGUGAUCGCUUAUUGUUUGUACUAUUGUAAAGAAAUAUGACACGAAAAAUUGGUUAGCAUUAUCAUAAUUUACAAGUAUCUACCACGAAAAUGUAUUAUAAAUAAAUAACAUCGUGCAGUAUUACAUCGCAGCUUUAGUUAGGAAAAUAAUGUAUUUUAUCACACCGCCGCAGACUUGUGUUUGAAUUCUCGUGAACCUUGUUGUGGGAUCGAUUUUUAGGUGUUAUUAAUGAAAUUACAAAGGUGCUUGUGAGUGAUAUUGUUAUAUAAAUGGAAUUGGUCAUAGAGUGUACUUACAUUACGCAGGCCGCUCUAUGUGCACACCAAAACUGACAAUCGAUAUAACUUGAUAAAAAAUGCAUAUUUUCCCCAUGGUUUCAUAGAGGUAUGGGUCAAUAAAGUGCUGCCGGCUUUCAAAAGGCUUACUUUUUGUAUCCUCCGUUAUUUGCCGAUCAUAAUAUUCUAUUGGUGAACACAGUUAUAUCAAUUAUGUAUGAAAUGGUGAUGGUCACUAUCGCUUACUUGAUUACUAGUGCAACAUAGCCUGCAGUCCAAAGAGAAGCAGUGACGAGAUCCCGCGAAUGAUUUCACAUAAAAUCCCAUUAAAUUACUAUAGAACAACUAAAUUAAAAUUAAAUUUAGAUAAUCUAAUAUUAUGUGAUAACGAGUGUCCAACUGUGUAGUGUUAUAGUUGUUUGUAGUCGGCCAUUUUGUUUUGCAAGAUGGGCGCCAUUUCGAAUGUGUUCCGAUUGAGGACCGGCGGCAUUUUGGCGCGAGUAGUGGUGCUCCUGAGUUUAGCUGUUUAUUCUUCUUAUGGUGGCGGCUGCACCUUCCCAGAGGGUUGGACCGGUAGCUGGUUCCUGUCGGGCAAUCCCGGCCUUAUCGCCAUCAACUCGACCCACAUACAGUCGAAGGGUGAAUGCUCAGAGACAGAGUCGUACGACAAGUUUCUGCUCUACGACAGGAGCGACGACUGUUACAGGUGUAUGGUGAUAAAUGAAAAACAUAAAUAUGUGCUACAAUAUAAAGAAACAUACUGUUCACCGAAGGAUUCGCUGUCUUCUAUAUGCGAGUUGAUCACAGGAGACGCUCCUCUCUACUCCAUGUUCCGUAAGGAGCCCCGGCCGGUCCCUCAGCAGUGUCCCUUCCAUCCGGCGCCAUUUACUUUCACAUACAACCGAGGUUCAGGUGACUGCACCAACCCGCCAUCCCGCGCGGAGUCCUGCACGGACGACUCUCGACUGCUACUCCGGUACAUGGCCUGCCCGGACGUGCCCGGCACCGAGAGCAAUGUCGAGGAGCUGGUGUGCCUGGCCACAUGGAAGGAGGGAUCCAUCAGGUACCUGGUGGGGCAGAUCUCCCAGGUGCAGCGUAGAAAUUCUAUCGUCUCAGACGAAGAUACCUACAGAUGUUUCGUUUACCAAGGGCAGCACAGCGACAAGGGUAUGACGUACUACGUCGCCCAGUCGGGGGACGCCACUUGCAACGGACUGUCCUCAGCUACAGACGGCAGUCGCACCAUGAAGCUCACCAACAGCGAUGACGAACACAACCGCUGCCAUUUCCCGAGUUGGAUUGUGGACCACCACAAGUGGUACAGUUUGGAUCGUACCCACCAGUACCGUUUUACCACCAAGAACGCCACGCUCAAGAUAAUGAACGCAGAUGGAUCCAUCGACGAGAAACGGCUGGUGUGCCACUCGAUCCUCGAACACAAGGACAAGAAACAUAUCACCCUCAUCGCUCACGUCACCAUGGGAUGUGAGUCGGGGCACGCGUGUCUGAAGUUCUACCGUCGCGAAGGCAACGUGCUGGAGCUGCAGGCCGGCUCCGAGCUCACGGAGGUGGCUCAGGACGCGUGCGCCGCCACCCACCAGUUGCCGUACAUCACACUCAUCACAACGUCGCUGGUACCGAUGCGGUGUCCGAUCUUCGGUCGAUACUCUGUGCUCGGCUCGCUGGCCGACCGUCGCCGGCGUCGCCAGCAAAUCGCCAUAGGCGACUCGUCGGCCGAGGGCUCGGGUGCAGGCGCGAGUGGUGGUGGCGGUGAGGAAGAGAAGCGAGAGUGCUCCCCGGGAGAGUACGACAGCGCCAGCGUCGGCUGCAGCACCUCGCAGGACACCAUCGAGUUUAAGUCGCCCUGCGGACUCUCCACCGUGUACACGUGCUACGGCAGUUGGUCGGAGGGCGAGGUGGGGUUCCUGAUCGCGGCGCCCAUCGCGCGCUCCUCCUCGCACCCGAGGACCUUCUGCUUCAUGUACUCCUCCGCGCCACCCGCACUCAACGAGUCUGUGGCGGGCGGCGGCGGCGGGCUGCUGUCGCUGUCGGCGGUGGCGCGGUCGUGCGACCGGCGCGUGGUGCCCGGACGACACGGCGACAAGGCCUACAACCUCACCAUCAACGGUACAUGUGAGCAGAGCAGCAAAUACAACAGCUUGUCGCAGCGGCUGGCGCCGGCUGCCGCACUAGUUGUCGCGCUCGUCGUCGCCUGCGUCAGAUGAUACCGCUGCUAAUGUUACUGCCGGGUUUGGACGAGGUUUCGCCGCGCGGCCGGAAACCACAGUCAUUGAAUGACGAUUGACAAUAACAAUUGUUGAUUGAAAUUGUCAAUUGUUAGUGAUUUUAGUUGAUUUGUACGCAGGUUAGUUUUGUUAUUGUUGUGUGUAAUAGGCGAACGAAAUUGGUUAUGAUUAUCAAUCGUAAUCGUAGACAGCAAGAAUUAUACACA
This is a messenger RNA of Achroia grisella, 2755 nucleotides long. RefSeq lists its product as uncharacterized. Bases 750 to 2528 code for a protein of 592 amino acids. The transcript is spliced from 16 exons. Lineage: Eukaryota; Metazoa; Arthropoda; Insecta; Lepidoptera; Pyralidae. The record is from RefSeq and is a predicted model, not a curated record.